GUAUGCACUCUAUGGGUGUCAUGUUGUUUCUUGCCUGCUAACUUUAUCAGUGUGGGAUUAGUUUUUAAUCUUUUUCGAUUUAGCUUUGCUAUGCAUUAUGUCGUUUUGCGAGCUUCAGUCUCUCGCUAGUCGCUGGACUGUUUGUUAUAAAAAAUGUCGAGCUAUCCAUCAUCGUCUGGUGAAUUUAUUUGUGGUGACGAUGAUCUUUGUGAGGCGGAUGUUCCGCGAGUGCGGGACGUGUCAUGUGGCCCGCCCUUGCCACCUGGCCGAUUUGAGCAGGCCUGUGCAAGGGUUUAUCUACGUGGACCUUUAUCGCUGCGGGUUACCUAUGACUUUGAAUUGGAGGAGCGUAUUAUAGAGGAGGUAGUUCCUCUCUCUCUCAGUUUCCUCCACUGGGAGUGGGAGUUUUUAAACAUUUUUCGGGCAGAGGAGGCUCGCCUCUUUGAAGAGAUGCGGGCCCAACAGGGAGUUGGUCGUGCGGCGCGUCUUCGCCUCUUGUGCCGAGGUGGACCCGGCAUUGGGAGGGCCCGUGGCCCGCUGCCUCCUGCCCACCUUCUGGAGGGAUUGCGAGGACCUGGUCGUGGACAUGGUCGCCCGCAUGGGCGUUAAGGAUCCAGGAUGGUCCUCGAUCUCGGCUAUCCCACCGCUGCCACCAAUAAUGUCGUGCCCGGCGGGGCACGGGGUGUGGGGUAGCCGGGAGUAUAAAAUAGAACCGUAUUAUCCUUUAGCGUUUUUAUUGUAUUUUUAGUUUACAAAUAUAUAUUCGCUUAAUAUCUU
Camponotus floridanus (Florida carpenter ant) is the source of this 777-nucleotide messenger RNA. RefSeq lists its product as uncharacterized. The transcript has 2 exons. Lineage: Eukaryota; Metazoa; Arthropoda; Insecta; Hymenoptera; Formicidae. The coding region runs from base 154 to 609 and encodes 151 amino acids. The record is from RefSeq and is a predicted model, not a curated record.